UCGAACUUUUCUCCUUUCCCUCUCUUUUCGUGUGUGUGUGUGUGUGUGUGUCUCUCUCUCUCUCUCUCUCUCUCUCUCUCUCGAACCAUCGUCGUCAUCAUCUCCUCGUAUCGAGGACAGGUGUCAAAACCCUAACCCUAACCCUAGAAGGUGAUAUCGAUGAGAUGGGAGAUGGAGGAGGUGGAGGCGGUGCUGGAGAGGAUCUGGGAUCUGCACGACAAGAUCAGCGACGCAAUCCACGCGAUCUCCCGCGCCCACUUCCUCAAAUCCAUCAAGGCCCUCGGCAAAUCCGGCGCCUGUGAGAAGGCCGGGAUCCACCCGUCGUCGUCGGCGGCGGAGGGGAUUGGGGACGACACCGGCCGCGGUGGCGGUGACGGGAAGAGUGGCUUCGUCUUCGUGAAGGAUUUUGGGGCGGCGGCGGCGGAGAUGGACGGGGACGCGGCCAUGGCCGAGGCGCGGAGCCUCCACGCCAUUCGCGCCGCGCUCGAGAACCUCGAGGACCAGCUCGAGUUCUUUCACACUGUUCAAUCACAACAGCGAGCUGAAAGAGAAGCUGCAAUAACAAGACUAGAGCAAAGCCGCAUAAUCCUUGCGAUGAGGUUGGCCGACCAUCAAGGGAAAAAAUACAAAGUCAUUGAAGAGGCUUUAGCUUUUGUCGGUAAUGUGCGUAAUGCUGGCAACUUUGUCUCUCCAGAAGAUUUAUACGAAAUUCAAAGGACUCAACCAGGUGAGAAUGAGGAAAAUCAUAAGGGACAAAAUUUAAGUGUCUUAAUGCGGAUGCUGUUCUCCGGUUUGGCUUUAGCGAGAAGCUCUUUUAGAAUAGAGAGGAUUGGCGGUGUAUUGGGGAACGCGGCUGUGUUUGCUGUAAGCAUGCUUGCUUUGCUUCAGCUGCAACAAGUGGCUUUUAGAAGUGACCCUUCAACAGCGAAAGCCGAGAGCUUCUAUAGGAAGAGAGAUAACAAGAAUAACACUCACCUGGCCAGUUCUCCACAGAGUAGUGAGGUAAAGCAUCUUGAUGUGUUGUUAGCUAGGGGUUAGAACUUGCAAAAUUUUUAUCUCUUUCAACCAAUUCUUGUACAUGUUCUUGUGCGGUUUUGUUAGGGCAUUUUUCUUGUAGUAAUUGUUCUUUUCUUUCCUUUUCUCUUUUUUUUUUUUUUUUUUUUUUUUUUUCUUUUUUUUUUUUUUUUUUUUUUUUUUUUUUUUUUUUUCCCCUUUUCUGUUUCUACUCUACUGCUUUAUGACUAUUGUACCACGAAAUAUGUAAAUCGUAUCUAGUUUAGAGUUGCGGCUUGAUUUGUGCCCCAAUUUGUUUACUCCAUUUUAUUUAUACAUAAUUGUGUGGUUUAACAUGGUGGUGAUGAGGACUAAUCGACGGGUUUCUUCUGAAAAGGGCUCUGAAUUGGUUCAGUGACGAUCAAGCUUGUAGAGGUUUCUUUAUUCUCUCUUCUAAACUUUGUAAAGGAGAAAAAAGAAAGGAAUCACUGCUAGAAUCUCUUUUUGUUUC
Messenger RNA from Ananas comosus (pineapple), 1504 nucleotides. Its product is annotated as plastid division protein PDV1. Gene Ontology annotation, biological process: chloroplast fission. Lineage: Eukaryota; Viridiplantae; Streptophyta; Magnoliopsida; Poales; Bromeliaceae. The coding region runs from base 160 to 1038 and encodes 292 amino acids. The record is from RefSeq and is a predicted model, not a curated record. The transcript is spliced from 2 exons.